AUGCCUAACGUACUCUCCAAAAUUGCGCGAGUCAAUGAAGCUUUCGCUCCCGGCCAAUGCAAUCCGGUAUUGGACAUUGCCGUCCGUCAACUUGCAUCACUAUCACUCGAAAAGCACGACCUGCUCAGCGAGUUUCCUACCGAAAUUCGCCUCAUGAUCUUCGAGGAACUCCUUGUUGUGUGGCCUAAGAUUGUGUUCCGUGGAGCCCAUGAGUUUGGCCCGCUGGACGAGAGGGAAUUCGAGGGGGCAAUCCCCAUCCCAUGGCAGAUCCUUGCUACAUGCCGCAGAUACUAUGAGGAAGCCAUGCCCAUCAUGUAUUCGAAGAACAGGUUCGUCUUCUGCACUGGCAAGGGAGGAGAGCCUGGCAUGUUCUGGCGCUUUCCCAUCCACACACGCUACAUGCCCUAUCUCACCGACCUGGGCAUCUACCUUCGCGCCGAUACCCCUACCAAGGAGGCGGCGAGACGGGUUGCUCACUUCAUAAAAGCAAUUACUCGCCUCGCCGUACACCUCCAGUAUCUCGUCGUGCUAAUCUCCUCCGACUGCCUCUAUGAGAAGCUCUGCCCGUGGGACAUCAUCUUCUGCGACCAUCCAGUUGCGAAGUCCCUAGUCCAGCUCGUCGAAGCUAAAGCCGUCAAGCACGUAAAGAUCCGCCUCCACGAUAACGCAUGCUUGUUCCCCGGCUUUGCCCAGUUUCUCCAUCAGACCUUCUACAAGGAUGGCGUCCCGGCUGACCGCUCCAUCGUCUUCAGCCGCUCAUGCACCUGCCCGCCGCCCUGCCCCAAUCACCCAGCGACCUAUUGUCUGCACUGCGGCUGGCCAGUAUUUAGCCCGCCUUACAAGCCCAUCGACGUCCUUGUGGGCCCAGCCGGCGUAGAGUCGGACAUGGAGCGCAUGAUGGACAUGCAACACGAGCUGUUCGAGCUUGGGGUCCUCCCUCCUAAAGAUGACGAUGAAGAACCUGAAGAGGGGAACGAGGAGGCAAAUGUGGGUCCCUACGGCGGUGGACCUCCGAUUGAGGAUGACUAUGAGGAGAAUCGUAAGGCGUUUGAUUCUGGCAUGCUCCUCCCGGGACAAGUUCGACGCUACUACGGGGAGGUCACGGCUCCAUCGGUCUGGUUCUUCCAGCAGACCAAGGUCACCGACUACUUCGAGGUCGUAGUCUAA
Messenger RNA from Cucurbitaria berberidis CBS 394.84, 1167 nucleotides. RefSeq lists its product as uncharacterized. NCBI's taxonomy places the organism in Eukaryota, Fungi, Ascomycota, Dothideomycetes, Pleosporales, Cucurbitariaceae. The transcript has a single exon. The coding region runs from base 1 to 1167 and encodes 388 amino acids. The record is from RefSeq and is a predicted model, not a curated record.